GGGGGAAAAAUCAAGAGCUGCGCUUUUAAACGAAGUUGCCCUUGCUGGUGUUCAGGGUAAAAAUAGAGGCGGUCGCUUGGACCAGCUUGGCCCUGAGUCCAGGCGUCCCGCGAGCCGGGCUGGAGCUGCGCAUUCGGGAGUGAUCCCUGGAAACUGCCAGCAGGUGCUGCUCAAGUGCCAAUACCAUGAAGAGGAACUCAGACAGCUCUGACCUCAUGAGACAAGAGCCGGCUGACAAAACAGAAGGGACCCGAAAGAGAAUUUGCUGAAGAGGAGAAGGAAAAAAAGUCCAAAAAAACCUGUGCGUAAGGGGUGGGGAGGAAAAGCAGGGUCUUUAAAGAAGGCAACCACACGACUUUUGCUGCCAGGAUGCCCUUGCUUUGGCUGAGAGGAUUUCUGUUGGCAAGUUGCUGGAUUAUAGUGAGGAGUUCCCCCACCCCAGGAUCCGAGGGGCACGGCGCAGCCCCGGACUGCCCGUCCUGUGCGCUGGCCACCCUUCCGAAGGAUGGACCUAACUCUCAGCCAGAGAUGGUAGAGGCUGUCAAGAAGCAUAUCUUAAACAUGCUGCACUUGAAGAAGAGACCCGAUGUCACCCAGCCGGUGCCUAAGGCAGCACUUCUCAACGCGAUCAGAAAGCUUCAUGUGGGCAAAGUGGGGGAGAACGGGUAUGUGGAGAUAGAGGAUGACAUUGGCAGGAGGGCUGAAAUGAAUGAACUCAUGGAGCAGACCUCGGAGAUCAUCACCUUUGCCGAGUCAGGCACAGCCAGGAAGACAUUGCACUUUGAGAUUUCCAAGGAAGGCAGUGAUCUGUCAGUAGUGGAGCGUGCAGAAGUCUGGCUUUUCCUGAAAGUCCCCAAGGCCAACAGGACCAGAACCAAAGUCACCAUCCGUCUAUUUCAACAGCAGAAGCACCCACAGGGCAGCUUGGACAUGGGGGAUGAGGCCGAGGAAAUGGGCUUAAAGGGGGAGAGGAGUGAACAGUUGCUAUCAGAAAAAGUGGUUGAUGCUCGGAAAAGUACCUGGCACAUCUUUCCAGUGUCUAGCAGCAUCCAGCACCUGCUGGACCAGGGAAAGAGUUCCCUGGAUGUGAGGAUUGCUUGUGAGCAGUGUCAGGAGAGUGGUGCCAGCCUAGUGCUCCUGGGCAAAAAGAAGAAGAAAGAGGUGGAUGGAGAUGGGAAGAAGAAAGACGGAAGUGACGGAGGGCUGGAAGAGGAAAAGGAACAGUCACACAGACCUUUCCUCAUGUUGCAGGCUAGGCAGUCUGAAGACCAUCCUCAUCGCAGGCGUAGGCGGGGCUUGGAGUGUGAUGGCAAGGUCAACAUUUGCUGUAAGAAACAGUUCUUUGUCAGCUUCAAGGACAUUGGCUGGAAUGACUGGAUCAUUGCUCCCUCUGGCUAUCAUGCCAACUAUUGUGAGGGUGAGUGUCCAAGCCACAUAGCAGGCACCUCUGGGUCCUCGCUCUCCUUCCAUUCAACAGUCAUUAACCAUUACCGCAUGAGGGGUCAUAGCCCCUUUGCCAACCUUAAGUCAUGCUGUGUGCCCACCAAGCUGAGACCUAUGUCCAUGCUGUAUUAUGAUGAUGGUCAAAACAUCAUCAAAAAGGACAUUCAGAACAUGAUUGUGGAGGAGUGUGGCUGCUCCUAGAGUGGUCAGGUCCCAGAGCAAGUGGAUCUAGAGAGUCCAGAGAAGACAGUGGCAAAAUGAAGAAAAAAAAUAUAAGAUUUCUGAACUAAACAAAACAACCAGAAAAAUAGAAAUAAUAAUAAUAAAAAACCCACAAAAAAAAAA
Grammomys surdaster is the source of this 1788-nucleotide messenger RNA. It is a transcript of the gene Inhba, whose product is annotated as inhibin subunit beta A. Gene Ontology annotation, molecular function: cytokine activity; hormone activity; growth factor activity. Gene Ontology annotation, biological process: SMAD protein signal transduction; BMP signaling pathway. Gene Ontology annotation, cellular component: extracellular region. Bases 370 to 1644 code for a protein of 424 amino acids. The record is from RefSeq and is a predicted model, not a curated record. The transcript has 4 exons. Lineage: Eukaryota; Metazoa; Chordata; Mammalia; Rodentia; Muridae.